UCCACAUUUUCUCGAACCUUCUUCUUCUUCUUCAGCAAUGGCGGAGCUCCUCCCCUUCUUCCUCCUCGCCUUCCUCCUACUCCAAUUCACUUCCUCUUCCUCUUCACCAUCUCCAUCGCCUCAGCCGGAUUCCGAUUCGCCAUCCCCGUCCGAAUCUCCUCAGAUUUCACUACCUCCCUUUCCCUCCGGCGCUCCGGCGAAUUCCCCGAAUGCGGCGGCGUCACCUCCGGCGCCGCCGUCGUUCGAGUCGCCAUCUCCCCCGCCGGAACCCGCUUCCGAUGCUCCCGUUCCGGAGCCAGCCAGCGACGUCAGCCACAGCGAUAUCAGCGCCGACGGAGAAGCUAAAACGGCGUCGUCCGACGGAGGGAUGAGCGUGGGGAAGAAGGCCGGGAUCGGACUCGGAGUGAUCGUUGGGGUUGGAUUGGUUGGACUCGGAGGGUUUGUGUACAAGAGGCGCCAGGAUAACAUUCGCCGAUCUCAGUACGGCUACGCCGCCAGGAGAGAGAUGCUCUGAAUCAGAGGGAAGCAGUUACAGAGGUUACUGUGAAUUUUUUUUACUGUUGCGCUUAUGUAGUAAGUUUGUUUUUGAGUUACUGCGUUUGUUUAGUAUAUGAUUGGUUUGAAGAACGGUGAAAUUCUAUUGGAUUCUUGAUUCUUUGGCGCCGUCGGAGGUGGUGGUAGUUAGAUCUUUUUGGUCGUAAUAUAGUGAAACAAGUCAAUAUUAGUCAUUGAUUAUGAUGUAUUUCGUAUUUUUAGAAUAAUAAAUAAUUGGUUCUCUUUCAC
This is a messenger RNA of Fragaria vesca subsp. vesca, 783 nucleotides long. RefSeq lists its product as uncharacterized. The coding region runs from base 38 to 514 and encodes 158 amino acids. The record is from RefSeq and is a predicted model, not a curated record. The transcript has a single exon. Lineage: Eukaryota; Viridiplantae; Streptophyta; Magnoliopsida; Rosales; Rosaceae.